Molecule: messenger RNA, 1024 nt
Organism: Nicotiana tabacum (common tobacco)
Lineage: Eukaryota; Viridiplantae; Streptophyta; Magnoliopsida; Solanales; Solanaceae
Product: mitochondrial ATP-independent inner membrane protease subunit 2-like
Molecular function (GO): serine-type endopeptidase activity
Source: RefSeq, a predicted model, not a curated record
AAAAAGAAAAAAGAAAACAAGUAAAUAAGAAAAAUGGAUAUGAGGGUUUAAGAAAGAAAAAAAGGGGAAUGCCAAAAACUCUAUAACCGGUGACAACAAGACGACGGCAAGAAGAAGAAGAAGAAGCAGUAGCAGCCGAGUGACAGUGAGCCAUGGUCUCAGCAGCCACCUGGAUCCGAUACGUUGUCAGCAAACUUGAAUACUCCGCCUCUGUUGGCUGGAAGAACUACAAAGGAGGUCAAAUUACAGAUAGAGAAUUAGGCGAUACCAUAUGGAAGAAUUUCUUUCAGGGUAAAUUGACAUUUAUGCACUUUAACAAAGGAGAGGAGAUGGCACCCACACUCGGAGCUCAGGGCGGCACACUUCUUGUUCGGAAGAUACCUUGGGUUGAUCCAACGAAAGUAUUUGUUGGGGAUGUUGUGGUUCUCAAGGACCCUGUAAAGUCAGAUGAUUAUCUUGUCCGUAGAUUAGCUGCCGUUGAAGGCUAUGAGAUGGUGUCCACUGAUGAAAAAGAUGAGCCCUUUGUCCUUGAAAAAGAUCAAUGUUGGGUGCUGGCUGACAAUGAAAACGUGAAACCUAAGCAGGAAGCCAAGGAUAGCAGAACUUUUGGCCCUGUUUCCUUGACGGACAUAGUUGGCAGGGCUAUAUAUUGCCUGAGGACAGCAGUGGACCAUGGUCCUGUUAACAACAGUAACUUUAGCGUCCAGAAGGAUUCACCAGUCCUUGAAGUUGAACUGGAUGUUGAUGAGAUGGCACGAAGUCACAAAGCAUAGGUUGUGUGCUUUGAGGAAAAGAUAUCCUAGGAUUACUGAUUUGGUUGUACCCACUUUUUCUUGUUUCCUCUUAUUUAUCCGAGCGAAAUUCAUUGGAAAAAAUAAAAGUUGUGUAUUAGUGAUUUUGGUACAUUUUCCUUUGACCAGAUGCUGUCAUCCUAAGUGUUGAUCUUUCCUCUCAAUGAGGCGCCGUACGAACUGUAAACCUUUGAGGGCUUCAGUUCUAUUUAGAACGUAUUUCAAGGCUGAAA